UCUUACACCCCGCUGACGGGACGCGACUCUGAUCCAUCACUGGUACGGUACCAUGUGUGUCCGGCGAUUCCUCCAUCAGCUAGACGUUGCUGCUCUGCGCUGAAGCGCGCCUCCUGCCGCCGUUCACUCGUUGUCCUGGUUGUGUCGCACAGCGCUGACUUACACGCCAACGCUCCCGCUUGGGGGUCGGUCCCGUGAAACGACGAGACGACCACCAUGACCGACUUCUCGCACACCUUGGCCACCUUGCAGCACUGCGUCGUCUGCGGCUCCGAAAUCUCCCUCACGUACGCGGCCCGCCCGACCGAGUCGUGGAAAGCCCACGCCCAGCCGCUGGAGCACGCCUCGCCGCCGUCCGUCCCGCGGGUGCCCCAGGCGCUCGUCCCUCCGGGUCUUUGCUCGCACACCUUUGAGGGCCAGGAGGCGCGCCUCGUGCACGCCGCGUGCUGGCACGUCGUCGCGCGUCUCUGGGGCAAGACGGAGUUCACCGCGGCGGAGCUCGACGGCUUCCUCGACUGCGCGCGCGACGCGAGCCCCUUCUUGCCCGAGAUACGCUUCCGCGAGGCGCCCGACCGCUUCGACGUGACCGUCGACCACACCCUCGACGCCGAUGACCUCGAGGGCCGCACGAGCAGGGCCGAGACGGACGCCCAGCGACGCUUCGAGGAGCUCUGUGCGGGGCUCAAGGACGAGGGUAUUAAAAGCCCCGUCCUACUCGGCCUGCGACGCCAUCCCCUGCCGGAGCGACUCCACGCCUUCGUCUCGCGCACGCUGGCGAGCCCGACGGACGCGGCGAACAAAGAGACACCGGCUUUGAGGUUCUGGGCAAAGGUUAUCGGCCUUCUCACAUCUGCGUCCGCCGGACCGGACGCACCCUUUUCGCAGGCAGACAGCCCCAGCCGUGCGGCUCGCGUCGCGCAAGCGCUGCGCAACAUCCGACACGGGGGGCCCUCGCGGUUCCCGCACACGGCCAACCACGAUGUCGUGCGCGCCAACGCCUCGUCCAUCCUCCUCGCGCUGCAGCUCAUCCCCGUCGAGGACAUCUUCGAGGCGGACCACGCCCUCCUGGACGGUCAGCGCCCGAAGCUGCAGCGCCCGCGCCCGGAGCCCCUGUCGUCGUUGCGCCCCGGAUGGCCGUUCCGCCUCAGCUUCCUGACGCUCCGGCGCGAGUAUUACGUCGACAACAUGGACUUUGGGCGGCGCUUCCGCGUCGGCAUGAAGUACCUGCGCACCAUCGACUUUCGGUUUCACGACGAUACGCAGCAGCACCAGCACCAGCAGCGGCCAGAGCAGCACACGCUGGCCGGUGGCGGUAGCUACGUGGUGCCGGCGGUGCGCAGCCUCUGCGGGAUGCAGCUGGUGCGAGACGGCAUUGGCGUCUUUGCAGUCCAUGCCAAGGACGGCAACGACUGGUACACGGUUUGGCAGCAAGACCCGACGAUUAAGAUAACGCCGCACAUGGCCGCAUUGCCCACGUCUGCGCAGUGGCCCGAGGGAAUGCAAAAGGGGGACCUGCUCCUUGUGUCUGAUACGGUCAAGGACAUUGCAGUGUUUGACCAGUUCUCACAGUACUUGCGAGACUCGGGCGUGUCGUGUUGAAGCGAAGAGAGAAGCCCACUGUUUGAUUCCUAUUGGCCUGACAUUGCCUUGAUCCGGGGUUUGGUUUGGUCGGGCUGCAAGCACUGAGGCAGCAAGAGGCCGGUAUCACGAGCGCGGAGUACUUGGAGUCUUCUUCAUACACUUGGGCAAUCUGGAUGAUGGCUCAUCAGCUUUUGACUACAGGGUUCACCGGACACCCUGGGCGGCCGUGUGCCUCGACGUGCUGCCGCGUGUGUGUGAGGGUGAUGUUGUCGUUCAGCCGAUUUUGCAACAUGAAGCCCAAUAUUCCAGACCUAGCUUCCACAGGCGAAGC
Messenger RNA from Purpureocillium takamizusanense, 1912 nucleotides. RefSeq lists its product as uncharacterized. NCBI's taxonomy places the organism in Eukaryota, Fungi, Ascomycota, Sordariomycetes, Hypocreales, Ophiocordycipitaceae. The coding region runs from base 217 to 1599 and encodes 460 amino acids. The record is from RefSeq and is a predicted model, not a curated record. The transcript is spliced from 2 exons.